GAUUUAGACCCAGAAUCCAGAGGACACGGGUUGUCCUGUCUUCACUCCCUCUGGGGAUCCUGCCCCUUCUGGAUCCACCACCCUCAGCUCUGAGAACAUAUACCCUUUCUCUUUCAAAACCAACCAUACUGAUUUUUCCCGGAUUCUUUACCCAGGAGAGCCACAUCUGAGGGGUGGCUUCUUCCUGACUCCACCUCCUUUCAGAGGGCACCUAUGCACUUAGAGGAUCAAACAUGAAGAGCAAAAAUGACAUUCUGUAGUUUUUCUCCCACUCACCUCUCUCUCUCUGUCUCUUUCCUUCCAUCCCUCCAUCUCUUCCUCCCUUUCUGCUGAAGAUGCAGACUCCUAAUCAUAAGACAAAUACCUGGCACUGCCAGUGGGGUGGGAGGGCUAGAAGGGCCCCCUGCACGCACACACACACACACUCGCUCGCUCAGAUUGACUUUCCCUUCCCUCCCCCCACCCUCAGACUCCCUCCCUAGCGGUAGGUGCUCAAGGAAUCACAAGGUUCUUGGCUCUAAAUUAAGAUCCAAGAAAAGCCUGGAGCUGUGGGCAGAGGAAGUGAGAAGAAAGGAAGCCGGAGAAGCCAGAGUAGACCCUGGGGUGGAGAGUAAAGGCUGAAAAUCUGGGUCACAGCUGAGGAAGACCUCAGACAUGGAGUCCAGGAUGUGGCCUGCGCUGCUGCUGUCCCACCUCCUCCCUCUCUGGCCACUGCUGUUGCUGCCCCUCCCACCGCCUGCUCAGGGCUCUUCCUCCUCCCCUCGAACCCCACCAGCCCCAGCCCGCCCCCCGUGUGCCCGGGGAGGCCCCUCAGCCCCACGUCACGUGUGCGUAUGGGAGCGGGCACCUCCACCAAGCCGAUCCCCCCGGGUCCCAAGAUCACGUCGGCAAGUCCUGCCUGGCACUGCACCCCCAGCCACCCCAUCAGGCUUUGAGGAGGGGCCACCCUCAUCCCAGUACCCCUGGGCUAUUGUGUGGGGUCCCACCGUGUCUCGAGAGGAUGGAGGGGACCCCAGCUCUGCCAAUCCUGGAUUUCUGGACUAUGGUUUUGCAGCCCCUCAUGGGCUCGCAACCCCACACCCCAACUCAGACUCCAUGCGGGGCGAUGGAGAUGGGCUUAUCCUUGGAGAGGCACCUGCCACCCUGCGGCCGUUCCUGUUUGGGGGCCGCGGGGAAGGUGUGGACCCCCAGCUCUAUGUCACAAUUACUAUCUCCAUCAUCAUUGUUCUCGUGGCCACUGGCAUCAUCUUCAAGUUCUGCUGGGACCGCAGCCAGAAGCGACGCAGACCCUCAGGGCAGCAAGGUGCCCUGAGGCAGGAGGAGAGCCAGCAGCCGCUGACAGACCUGUCCCCGGCCGGAGUCACUGUGCUGGGGGCCUUCGGGGACUCGCCUACCCCAACCCCUGACCAUGAGGAGCCCCGAGGGGGACCCCGGCCUGGGAUGCCCCACCCCAAGGGGGCUCCAGCCUUCCAGUUGAACCGGAUUCCCCUGGUGAAUCUGUGAUGCCCCCCAAUGUUGGGGUGCAGCCAAGCAGGAGGCCAAGGGGCCGGCACAGCCCCCAUCCCACUGAGGGUGGGGCAGCUGUGGGGAGCUGGGGCCACAGGGGCUCCUGGCUCCUACCCUUGCACACCACCCCGGAAGGCUCCCUGGCCCUAUGGGCAAUCCUAUCUGCUCGCCCUCCUGCAGGUGGGGGCCUCACAUAUUUGUGACUUUGGGUCCCUGUCCCCACCCUUGCGCACUCACAUGAAAGCCUUGCACAGUCACCUUCACCGUCACAGGCCAUUGCACACGCGCCUGCACCCUCUCCCAGUCCACACCGCUCCGCUCAGCUGACUCUCACGUUCUCCCUGUCGUCUCACAUUUGCACUCUCCUUCCCACAUUCCGUGCUCAGCUCAGCCACUCAGUAGUCAGUGUUUCCUGCACUUUACCUCUCAUGUGCAUUUCCCGGCCUGAUGUUGUGGUGUUGUGUGGCGUGCUCACUCUCUCCCUCAUGAACACCCACUCACCUCGUUUCCGCAGCCCCUGCAUGCGGCUCCCGAGGUGGGUGGGAGGUGAGCUGGGGGCUCCUCGUGCCCUCACCUGUCAUGGUCCUGUGCCAUUCCACACCAUGUAUUUCUGUCUCCAAGGGCGCCGGCAUCACCCUGAGGGCUCCCCCAUGGGAAUGGGGGUAGUGAGGCCCCAGACUUCACCCUUACCCCACUGCUAAAAUCUGUUUUCUGAGAUGGGUUUUGGGGAGUCACCUGCUGCACUACAUGAGAAAGGGACUCCCAUUUGCCCUUCCCUUUCUCCUCUAGUCCGUUUUGUCUUGUCUGUCCUGGCUGUCUGUGUGUGUGCCAUUCUCCGGACUUCAGAGCCCCCCUGAGCCAGUCCUCCCCAGCCUCCCUUCAGGCCUCUCUAACUCUACCUAGGCUGCCAGGGACCGGAGUCAGCUGGUUCAAGGCCAUCCGGAGCUCUGCCUCCAAAUCCACCCCUUCCCUUCCCAGACUCCCUCCUGUCCCCUCCUUUCCUCCCUUCUUCCUUCCACGCCUUCCUUUUGCCUCCCUGCCCUUUUCCCUCCUCAGGUUCUUCCCUACUUCUCACUGGCUUUUCCAUCUUCCUUCUUGCCCUCUUCCCUGGCUCCUAUGCUGUGAUAUAUAUUUUUGUAUUAUCUCUUUCUUCUUCUUGUGGUGAUCAUCUUGAAUUACUGUGGGAUGUAAGUUUCAAAAUUUUCAAAUAAAGCCUUUGCAAGAUA
Molecule: messenger RNA, 2732 nt
Organism: Sapajus apella (tufted capuchin)
Lineage: Eukaryota; Metazoa; Chordata; Mammalia; Primates; Cebidae
Gene: PIANP
Product: PILR alpha associated neural protein
Exons: 6
Coding region: 655-1503 (282 amino acids)
Biological process (GO): regulation of immune response
Cellular component (GO): membrane
Source: RefSeq, a predicted model, not a curated record